Molecule: messenger RNA, 828 nt
Organism: Neurospora tetrasperma FGSC 2508
Lineage: Eukaryota; Fungi; Ascomycota; Sordariomycetes; Sordariales; Sordariaceae
Exons: 3
Coding region: 1-828 (275 amino acids)
Source: RefSeq, a predicted model, not a curated record
AUGUGCUUCCCAAAUAGCAAAUCCACUUUCCUCUGUCUACCAGCCGAGAUCCGCUUCAUGAUCUACCGGGAGAUCUGGACUCUCGAGGCUGACGUCGACAGCGACACCGACAGCGACUCUGACAGCAAUGCACUCCAUCAAGCUCACCAGCAGCUCGAGAUGAUCACAGCCUUUCAAAACCUAGCCAUCACCUGCCGACAGAUCCGCGAGGAACUCAUCACCGAGUACUUCACUCGCGUUCUCCCCAAGACCCAACUCCACCUGGGCAGUGUCUAUCCUCCCCGUCACUCUCUCUACCGCGGCCGUGGCCCGGCUUGUCCUCCUCCCGAGUUCUCGCCUCUAGCCCAUACCAACCACAAAUCUUUCGAGGUACUCCAGUCCUCGUCGCUUUUCAUCGAGCAUACUCAGCACGUCAGCAUCCACUGGGGUGGCUGUUUGUGCACUGAGGGCUCGAUGUAUCAAUGCCCAAUUCGACCUCGCGGCCUGGAAUGGCUGGCAGAGUUGGAAGAUCUCAGGACAGUGGAGGUUGUUUUUACUGAUGAACCGUCAUCUUGCAAGAACUGCCUGGCAAAGCUCCUGAUGUUGCCAAGGACACUGGAGAAGAUCGUGUUUCGGGUGUUUAUUAGCGACGUUGUUGCUGAAGCGUAUGAGGCGCGGCUGACGGAGUGGUUUUGGGGGCAGAGGCCUGAGUUUUUGGCGUACAUGGCGGCAAUGGAGGAGGAUGAGGAGGUUAUUCCUGAGAGGAAGGUGGAGGAAUCGGGUUUAUACAAGAUUGAGCACCACAUUGGUGCUGUUGUAGUCGAGUGGCCUUUGUUGGACACAGUUUGA